AGCCACGGUAGAAUUGAUUAGUAAAAGUUUUUCCCUGAAAAAUUGAAUUUUCUUCAGACUAAAAGGAUAUUGAAUAUUUUCGAGGUACAUAAACGGAGUACAGCCGAUAUUUAAGAAGAUCUUCAAAAUGAUACAAGGUUUGUUCAGAUACAAACAGGUACAUUUAAACAAGCAGAUUGUACCCGUGUUUGAUUUUUUCCACUAGGAUUAGAUCGUUGUCAUAGAUCACCUAAGAAGAUUAUGAAUUUUUCAGUAAAAAAAAAAUGUUCGAGUGCUUUAAUUUAAACAGCUUUUUAGAUAUCAGCGUUUAUAUAAUCAAGAAAAUUGUAUAAAUGUGACGAUGCAUGUACAUACUUGUAUUAUCAAUACAAAUACAAUUACAAAUAACAACGAGCGGGACGAGUUAAUGUAGACCGAGGAUUGUAAAGUGUUGAUGUUUAGUCUUUGAUCGACUGUCAUUCUGGCAACAAUUAUGAGGUUCUUGAUACUCGUUCUCGUGGCCCUUUGCUUUACCUCUAAAUCCUUAGCAAAGAAAGGAUUUGGUCCUGGAGAACAAGAAUGGGGAUACGUGACGGUUCGUCCGAAUGCAAACAUGUUCUGGUGGCUGUAUUACACCACUGCAAAUGUUCAAUCCUACUAUGAAAAGCCACUGGUUAUUUGGCUGCAAGGUGGGCCAGGUGCAUCGUCCACCGCUUAUGGAAAUUUCGAAGAACUUGGACCUCUGGACGUCGACUUAAAACCAAGAAAUUACACUUGGGUUAAAGAUUACAAUGUUCUUUUCAUCGAUAAUCCAGUGGGGACGGGCUACAGUUACACCACGUCACUGUCGGCAUUCGCGACGACGAAUGCACAAAUUGCAAACGAUCUUUUAGAAUGCAUGAAAGGAUUUAUAAAGGAGCUACCACAGUUUUCAAAUGUGCCUACAUAUAUUACCACCGAAUCGUAUGGAGGAAAAAUGGGGGCGGAAUUUGCCCUUACCUGGUAUAAGGCUCAGCAGGCAGGAAGCAUUCAGAGUAACUUGAAAGGCGUUGCUCUCGGUGAUGCUUGGAUCUCCCCCAUUGAUUCAGUGAUGACUUGGGCACCAUUUUUACAUGCCACGGGUAUGAUCGACCGCGCCGGUUACGAAAAAAUCGACCAAGUGGCUCAGAUGACGAAGCAAGCUGUAGAACGGGGCACGUGGAAGACAGCAACCGUUUUAUGGGCAAAUACGGAGAAUGCAAUUUAUGAUGUUACCGGCAAUAUCGACUUCUACAACAUCUUGACGAAAAUGACGUCCACCAACACACGUAUCCUCAAUAUAGAGAAACUUUUAAUGUCCAUCAGAAAACUGAUGAAUGGUCCCGUGAAAGAGGAUCUUGACUUACCCGUCGAUCAUGGUAGACAAUCCAAUACUGUGUUCGCCAACUUAGCGGAAGACUUUAUGAAACCUGUUAUUGAUAAAGUGGAGCAGCUGCUGAAUCAGACUGACUUGAAAGUGGUGGUGCUGACUGGUCACAUGGAUCUUAUAGUUGACACUCCAGGUACCAUUAACUGGGUUGAAAAACUAAAGUGGAAGAACGUCACUGCCUGGAACAAUGCAAGGAGAGUUCCAUUGGUUGUAAAUAAUAUCAUCGAGGGAUACUCGAAGUCUCAGGGUAAUUUCGCGUUAUACUGGGUGAACAGAGCUGGGCACAUGGUACCAAAGGAUAAUCCUAAUGGAAUGGCACAAAUACUGAAAGAUUUCGCGAAUUAAUGCUCUCUGCAGUUUGAUUAAAACAAUUUUAGAAGACAAAUAAAGGCAUCGUUCAAAUAA
Molecule: messenger RNA, 1792 nt
Organism: Osmia bicornis bicornis
Lineage: Eukaryota; Metazoa; Arthropoda; Insecta; Hymenoptera; Megachilidae
Product: retinoid-inducible serine carboxypeptidase-like
Exons: 10
Coding region: 473-1732 (419 amino acids)
Biological process (GO): proteolysis
Molecular function (GO): serine-type carboxypeptidase activity
Source: RefSeq, a predicted model, not a curated record